Arxiozyma heterogenica is the source of this 1686-nucleotide messenger RNA. RefSeq names its product chaperonin-containing T-complex subunit CCT8 (gene CCT8). The transcript has a single exon. Gene Ontology annotation, molecular function: ATP hydrolysis activity; ATP-dependent protein folding chaperone; ATP binding. Bases 1 to 1686 code for a protein of 561 amino acids. The record is from RefSeq and is a predicted model, not a curated record. NCBI's taxonomy places the organism in Eukaryota, Fungi, Ascomycota, Saccharomycetes, Saccharomycetales, Saccharomycetaceae. Gene Ontology annotation, biological process: protein folding. Gene Ontology annotation, cellular component: chaperonin-containing T-complex.
AUGUCUUUAAAAUUGCCACAAAAUCCUAAUGCAGGGUUGUUUAAACAAGGCUACAACAGUUACUCUAAUGCUGAUGGUCAAAUAAAUAAAUCAAUUGCAGCUAUUCGUGAAAUCCACCAAAUGUGUUUGACCUCAAUGGGUCCCUGCGGUAGAAAUAAAAUCAUUGUUAAUCAUUUAGGCAAAAUCUUUAUCACUAAUGGUGCUGCCACAAUGUUACGGGAGUUAGAUAUUGUUCAUCCAGCUGUGAAAUUGUUAGUCAUGGCCACUGAACAACAAAAGAUUGAUAUGGGAGAUGGUACUAAUCUUGUCAUGAUCCUUGCUGGUGAGUUAUUGAACGUCUCCGAGAAAUUGAUUACAAUGGGACUCUCUGCUGUGGAGAUUAUACAAGGCUAUAAUAUGGCUAAGAAUUUUGUUUUAAAAGAAUUGGAUGAUUUAGUCGUUGAUGAAAUCGUAAAUAAAAACGAUAAGAAAGAAUUGAUUAAAGUUAUCAAACCUGUUGUUGCUUCUAAGCAAUAUGGAUAUGAAGAUUUAUUAAGUGAUUUAAUUGCUGAUGCUGUUUCUCAUGUAAUUCCAAAGGAUGGUACUACGUUCUUCAACGUUGAUUCUAUUAGAGUAGUGAAAAUUAUGGGUGGUAGCCUGGCUGAUUCCACGGUUGUCAAGGGGAUGGUUUUUAAUCGUGAACCUGAAGGUCAUAUAAAAUCGUUAUCUUUAGAGAAGAGGAAACAUAAGGUGGCUGUUUUCACGUGUCCAUUAGAUAUUGCCACAACUGAAACUAAAGGUACAGUACUUUUACAUAACGCCCAAGAGAUGUUAGACUUCUCCAAGGGUGAAGAAAAACAAAUCGAUUCAAUGAUGAAAGAAAUUGCAGAUAUGGGUAUUGAAUGCAUUGUUGCAGGUGCAGGUGUAGGUGAAUUAGCCUUACAUUAUUUGAAUAGAUAUGGUAUCCUUGUAUUGAAGGUGCCAAGUAAAUUUGAAUUAAGACGUAUAUGUCGUGUCUGUGGUGCUACUCCACUACCAAGAUUAGGAGCCCCAACGCCAGAGGAAAUCGGUACUAUCGACACUGUUAAAUAUAUGGAAAUUGGUGGUGAUCGUGUUACUAUUUUUAAACAAAAGGAUGAAGAAAUCAGUAGAACAGCUACGAUUGUCUUAAGAGGUGCUACACAAAACAACUUAGAUGACAUCGAAAGAGCUAUUGAUGAUGGUGUUGCUGCAAUUAAAGGUUUGAUGAAAAAGGAUGGUGGGAAAUUAUUACCUGGUGCUGGUGCCACAGAAAUUGAAUUAGUAUCAAGAAUCACUAAAUAUGGGGAAAGUACGCCUGGUCUAUUACAAUUAGCCAUCAAACAAUUCGCACUUGCCUUUGAAGUAGUACCAAGGAUUCUUGCAGAGACUGCAGGUUUAGAUGUGAAUGAAGUGUUACCAAACUUAUAUGCUUCUCAUAAUGAAAAUGAUGAUAAAGAUAACUUAUUGAAAGGUAUUGACACAGAAGGUGAGUAUGCUGGGGGAGUUAAAGAUAUUACAGAAGAUGGAAUUUAUGAUAUGCUUGCUACAAAGAAAUUUGCCAUCAAUGUUGCUACAGAAGCCGCAUGUACCGUUCUUUCUGUAGAUCAAAUCAUUAUGGCUAAAAAAGCAGGUGGUCCUAUUCCGCCUCAAGGUCCAAGACCAGGAAAUUGGGAUCACGAUGAUUAA